This is a messenger RNA of Salvia splendens (bonfire salvia), 2274 nucleotides long. RefSeq lists its product as uncharacterized. Lineage: Eukaryota; Viridiplantae; Streptophyta; Magnoliopsida; Lamiales; Lamiaceae. The coding region runs from base 1245 to 2153 and encodes 302 amino acids. The transcript is spliced from 2 exons. The record is from RefSeq and is a predicted model, not a curated record.
CAAUUGUUCUUUUCAAUUUCGGUCGUGACUCGUGAGGAUUAUUAUUGAUGAGUGAUUUUUGUAUUGUAAUAAAACUUUUAAUGUUUGAUUGUCACUUGAGAGUGAGGUUUGAAAAAAAAAUUACCCGUGUUUUCCUUGUUCGAUUAUCGGAUUUUGGGUAUUAAAAAUAUGAUAAAUUUUAACUAAAAGUAGUUAUUGUGUUGUAGUCUUGUAUUUAUAAAAAGAAGCUCACCUUAUUCGCAAUUUAAUGAUGACUAGAUAUGAGAAUAAGGUGGAUUAUAAAUUGUAAAUAAGUUUCUAUUGGGAGUAAUUGUAGGGUAGCGUCAAUAAUUGAAAAAUAAUUACUUUUAGCGGCGUUUGGUUGAUGGAUAAAAUAAUAGUGAGAUAUAGUAUGGGAUAAAUUAAGAUGGACUUUGUCUAACAAUUGAAUUUUAUUUUGUUGUUUGGUUGCUAAGAUUUUGUCUAAGAUAAUUUUAGUAAUGUGUGUGGUUGAUAAGAUUGAAAAUUAGAUUAGUACACAUUUAAACUUAUUUCAUAUAUUAUCAAAUUCAGAAUAUUUUUAAUUAAUGAACUAAUUAACUGCUUUGAAAUUAUGAUUCGAUGAAUAUCAGGAUUGAAGAAGCGAUAAUUUUUAGUAAAUCAUGACAAUCCCAUCAAUUUUAUUAAUCGAAAACAAUAAAUAAUAAUUAAUUAGUAAAUAAAUGUAUUACCUAUUUUUCUUAAAUGUGUUCCUCUUCGAUCACAUGUAAUUGGUCGCCCAAAAAAAAUAUCAGCAUCUUAGAAUGAAAUCUUUUUUUUAAACCUCUUAUAAUGGAAUCGAUAUAAGGAAUUAUGUACUUUUCUUAUAAAAUAAAAUACUUAAUCUUUAUUUACAUAGAGUGGGAAGAUAGAGAAAAAAUGGAGAUGUAGACGGGAGAUUAUAAUUGUUAGGGGGGUUGGGUAGAGAUGAAUAGUCACACGACUUGAGCAUCAAUAAUGAAAAUUAGAAUUGGGCAGACGGGGCCUGAACGCAGGCUUUUGGAUUGAAACGGGCCAAAUUUAAUUUCCAUCUUGGCAACCGAACCUAGGAUAAAAAACAGAUGAGACCUUUGUCUCGGUAACCACGCCCACUUUGUGAAUAUAAAUUAAAAUGGAGGAAUGAUAUGCUACAUACUUUAUAUACUUUAUGUGAAUCAUUCUUAUUUGCCACACGUUAUUUAUUUUGAUUUAUACUUUUGUGUUAAUUUUUCAUAAGUUGAAGAGACAUGGCAACUUAUGCACUUCCAAGGUUUGUCGUGCUAAACGUCCCAAAAGCUGGCACAAACACUUACGUAUGUAGCAAGAACGACGGCCUCGUCAUUGACGGAGAUGACAGCAUGUUCAGCCCACAUGUCAAGAUUGAAAUCGAGCGCGCAACGGUUGACAACAAAUACAUUCACCUCCGAUUUUCUUACAACAACAAAUAUUGGCAGAAAAAUGCAGACGACAACUCCAUCGUUGCUAUAUCAAACAAGCCAGAAGAGGACACGAUGAAGUCGUCGUGCACGCUCUUCGAGUCGAGCCGCCAAUCGGAUGAGCUCCACUUGACUCACGUCAAGACCGGUUGGCGCGUCAUGAUAAACAAUUCUACCAAGGCUUUCUACGUCGGCAAAAAUAGCGUCGGCGCGCCUCUAGGGUUUGCGGAUUGGGACACAUUGGUUAAACUGCCCCAGCACGUCGCUUUCAAAGGAUACAACGGGGAAUAUCUGAAAGCGUAUCACCAUGAAGACCUUAAUUACCUCCAGUUCGGAUCCGACGAUCCAAUCGGCACCUUAUCCGGCCACAAGGUCUCACUAAUGCGCGACGGCCAUGUUCGGAUAAAGUCUGAUUACUGGGGUUUGUUCUGGCGGAAUGGGGGCAACUGGGUAUUCGCAGAUAGCGACGACAUCACAGCCAACAACAAAGACACUCUCUUCUGGCCAAUCAAAAUCGACGACGAUAUUAUCGCACUCAGAAGCGCAAGAAACAACAACUUCUGCAAGCGCCUCAGCACCGAGGGGAAGAUCAGUUGCCUUAAUGCAGCAGAGUCCAACUUGACAGGCGAGACGAGAUUGGAAGUGCAGGAGCUGGUGAAGGAGAGAGAGAUCUACAACGUGAGGUAUCGGAUGGAGGACGCCAGGAUAUUCGGGGUGUAAUAAUGGAGUGCUCAUUUCAGUUGGAAGAAGCUCGGCUAGAAAGGAGUUCGGUAAGCUCGGCUUACCGAGCUGAAACUAGCCUGGAACUAGCCGAGAAGAAGAAGAAGGCAGAAGUCGGUAA